UAAUACUUUCAACACUACUAUAUAACAAAUAAUUUGAGGUAUGGAAUGAUGGAUAGUGAUCAUGAUAUCAAGACGGGAUAUACCUGUAGGACUGUUCACUAUAGUAGUUACAGUUAUAGUGCUGUGUGCUAUUACUGCUUAUAGGAACUGUUUUGAUGGAACCCUCCAACCCUUCACUAAUCAGGAAAUCAGAGCUGAGAUAGAAGUAAAAGACAGCACCCUGGAGCAGGCACUAAAAGAUCACCAAUCUUCUGAGAAUGUGCCAGUUUCAAAUUCAAAGACAAAACUUGUCAUUAUUGCUACGGAGAGCAGGUCCGGCUCCACCUGGCUGGGGACCAUAUUUCAGAUGAUACCUGAUCUGAUGUACGUGUUCGAGCCCCUAGAUGCUCGACAUGCUAGUGGCAUGGGAUAUCCGCAUGCACAGCACGAUCCAUUUGAUAACAGGCAGCUGUCAGAAGACUCAAAGUUGAAAGUAUUGUCUAGUCUGUGCACGUGCAAAUUUCAGACAAUACAAGCCUUUGGAAAGGCGCCAGUAACGGUGGAGCAGUCAAGUCAUACAGAGUACAAUCUCCACAAGGAGGUGCUCAAGGGUAGGAACCACAUGGAGACGUUUUGUUCCGAAUUUUCUGUGGUCAUGCCGAAAUGUAUCAGAUUAACGGACCUGUCCAUCCUUAAACGGUUACCUGAGUUCGGCUGCUCUAACUUCCAGGUUGUACAUUUGAUACGAGAUCCCAGAGCUGUUCUAAGAUCCAGAAUGGUUACUUUUCACGAGCUCUACAGUGGCAACGGACAAAAAACAGCCGUAAAUGACUCCCAGGAAAUGAGUGAGGAGAUGAUUUACGAAGCAGCGGUUGCCUUGUGUACUAACGGCGUGAAGAACGGGGCUACAGCCAAAGAGCCAUGGUUACAAGAAAGAUACAUAAGAAUACGAUACCAAGAUAUGGUUGAUAAACCCUACGAUAAAGUGGAAGAGUUGUAUAACUUUGUGAACAAGCCGGUCACAGAGAGAGUUACAAACUUUGUGGACACUUCAAUGACAGGACAUUCCGUCGGGUCUAACUUUGGUGUUAUUAAAGAUUCUAAAGCAGUUGCGGAGAAAUGGCGCACUAUGGACGGGGACAAGAUUGCAAUCAUUGAAAAAGCCUGCAGCGAAUUUCUCAAAACAUUUGACUACGAAUUAUUUGACGGGAACACAUAAUCUACCCAUCUUAUUCUUACCAGACAACUUUUAUAAUUUAUUAAAGGGGUAAUAAGAGCAGAAUGAUAAACAGGUUUUUACAAUUUAUAUUUACCAAAUUCUCCAGUAACAGGAGUAUAAUGAGAAAUUAUGAAUUAAUUAAUUGAAACUAUGGUUAAAUUUUUGCUUGAAUUAUUUUGUUUGAAAUGUAAAUUAUAUAGAUAUUAAUGCAGUUCUUAAUAUAAGAAAGAAGAAUGUUGACAAAAGCAUGAUUACAAACACUCGGAAAUUGAGAUCAGAUUUGUAUUGUUUAUUUGCUAUACUGAUACAA
Bolinopsis microptera is the source of this 1508-nucleotide messenger RNA. RefSeq names its product carbohydrate sulfotransferase 1-like. The transcript is spliced from 10 exons. NCBI's taxonomy places the organism in Eukaryota, Metazoa, Ctenophora, Tentaculata, Lobata, Bolinopsidae. The record is from RefSeq and is a predicted model, not a curated record. Gene Ontology annotation, biological process: N-acetylglucosamine metabolic process; sulfur compound metabolic process. Gene Ontology annotation, molecular function: N-acetylglucosamine 6-O-sulfotransferase activity. The coding region runs from base 62 to 1198 and encodes 378 amino acids.